This is a messenger RNA of Ustilaginoidea virens, 1815 nucleotides long. RefSeq lists its product as uncharacterized. The coding region runs from base 1 to 1815 and encodes 604 amino acids. The transcript is spliced from 4 exons. NCBI's taxonomy places the organism in Eukaryota, Fungi, Ascomycota, Sordariomycetes, Hypocreales, Clavicipitaceae. The record is from RefSeq and is a predicted model, not a curated record. Gene Ontology annotation, biological process: DNA-templated transcription. Gene Ontology annotation, molecular function: DNA binding; zinc ion binding.
AUGCUGCCCAUCGGCCUCAACGGCUUCCCGUUAAUCCUCGGCGUCACAGGGUAUCCCCAGAGCAUCGGAAACGAGUGGCAACAGCUCGUCGAAAAAGUCUGUGUUCCUCGGGCUGAAUUUGAUAAUCUAAGAAAGAAGAUUGAGGUUUACGAAAAGGCCCUUCAAGAUGCUGUUACGGACCCAACAAGACGACAAGAGCUUCUCCACGACGCCGUGAGCCCGGUGUCAUAUUCGUCUUCCAGUUCGUUCGCUCCCUCCGGAACGGGAGCACCAAGCACGUCUCAUGGCCAACCCUCCGGAGACCAACCCUCCGGAGACAGCUUUAUCAAGGCGGAAACCACAGAUGACGGCCAAACCUUGAGCCCUGGGCGCCUCCUCCAGGACUCUGAAGGCAUGGGGAAAUAUAUGGGGGAGACGGCCGGAGCUACGUUUAUGGACCAUCUCAAAGAAUUCAUACGCGCGGCUCUGCCCAUCUCGCCCCAAGAUCGAACCUCAACUGUCAACCAGAGCAAUUUCCUCUCCACCCUGGGCAACUACACGGUUGACGACCAGCGCCCCCUAAAUCAAGCCGUGAACCCCCUGUGGCUUCCACCCGACAGCACCGUCGUCGCCGUCUUGUCCGAGCUAAGGCAUUUCAUCCAAGACGGAGGUGGUCAUUGGCCAAGUGGUGGCAUGUACUGGUGGGGAGACUUGAGCUCGGUUCCUGCUCGCGCGCCGGCGAUGGCUUCGUCAGAUAUGGACUUGGGAGCUUACCGCCAUUUGGCUUUUUAUCAUGCGGCCCUGGCCGUGGCAUGCCAAUCAACAAGCACACAGCCUCCGCCCAGUUCAGGUGCGCGCCCGUCUCCGAGCGAGCCCUACUAUGCUCGUGCCGCCAUGCUCUUGCGCAAUCCGCUGGAAAUCAAGCGUCGCACAAUCGGCGACGUUGCGUCUCUCGCCCUGAUGAGCUUCUAUCUCGUGGAAACCAACCAGCCAGAUGCAGCCUACAUGUACGUUGCCGCUGCCAUGCACAUCGGCGUCAUGCUCGGCGCACAUCGCGGAUGGGUCGAUGAACGAGGCAAGCGGCUUUUCUGGUCGGUGUAUUGCUUGGACCGUUGGCUGAGUUGCCUUACCGGACGACCUGCCACUAUUGCGGACGAGGCCAUCCAAUUGCCAUUGCCAGACGAUGAUGCGUCGAUGCCUCCCGCAGCAGGAUUAAGGGCUCAUGUUGAACUGUCCCGCAUCUCAGGCCAUGUAGUUGGCAACACUUACCACGGAGGCGGAACGGAGGCUGGAGUUGGACAACCCGGUGGCGCGAUUCGUAUGUUGGAGCAGUGGCAAUCUACGCUCCCGCCGUCGCUUCAACUGACCAACGGCUUGAGCAACGACCCCGCGGCUUGCUUGUUGCAUAUGAGGUAUAACCAACUGCUAGUCGUGGCUAUUCGACCGUUGGUUCUGUCGGCGGUAAAACGGGCCGUCGUAGGUCGCUUGAUGGCCCAAAGCCCCAUGACGAGUAGCGCUUCCCAGACUGGGCAUCUGAAACGGUGCAUCGCGGCUGCGGUCCACAACAUGGCUCUGGCUCGCCACUUGUCCUCCUUGAACGGCCGUCGCAAGACUCUUCAUGCCGGGCUUCACUUUAUUUUUCACGCGGCCGUCUGUCUGAUUCUGCGGCCAUUGGUGCUCAAGAUGGAGGCUUUCCCCCAAGACGAAUUAUCCGCCACAGAAGACGUCGGAAACUUGAAAGCAACCAAGCUCACCAAGCUCACCAAGCUCACCAAGCUCACCAAGCUCACCAAGCUCACCAAGCCCAUCCGUCUGCUUGGCCCGAAGAGCGAAUAA